Pseudophryne corroboree (corroboree frog) is the source of this 903-nucleotide messenger RNA. Its product is annotated as nicotinamide N-methyltransferase-like. The record is from RefSeq and is a predicted model, not a curated record. Bases 1 to 903 code for a protein of 300 amino acids. Gene Ontology annotation, cellular component: cytosol. The transcript is spliced from 4 exons. Gene Ontology annotation, molecular function: N-methyltransferase activity. Lineage: Eukaryota; Metazoa; Chordata; Amphibia; Anura; Myobatrachidae.
AUGGAUUCCAGCUCACAUAAAUUCUAUCCUGUACACGGCUUUGAUUCUAGAGAACAUCUGGAAACAUAUUUUUCUAACAAACCUGAAGUGGUCUUUGGAGACGAUAUAACGAAAUUUCCAAUGGAAUGUUUACACCGUGCUUUCAGUGAGGGAGGGACAGAUUGCUCUGCUUCUGGACUUUUUUCUUCAUUUAUGAUUGCUGACACCUGUGUUGAACAGGUUAAUGGAAAAGAAAGUUAUUUCAGCACAGGAGAUGGCAAUCAUAAAUUAAGAGGUCACAUUAAGGGAGAACUUUUGAUAGACAUAAGUACUGGAGCCUUCAUUCAUCAUCUCUAUACAGCCAGUGGAUAUUUCAAACAGAUCUGCGCGCUGAAGUGCUCUGAGCAAUGCAUUAUGGAGCUGAACAAAUGGAAUAACAAACGUACUGGAGCGUUUGAUUGGUCUCAUAUAAUAAAACAUAUUAAAUGCCUAGAAGGAAACAGUGACCUAUGUCAGGACAAAGACAUAACGUUGAACACAGCAAUAACAAAGAUCAUGAAAUGUGACACUGACAAAGAGAAUCUCACAGACCCGGAGGUGCUCCCACCAGCAGACUGUGUCAUCAGUGCAGUACUAUUGGAAUUCAUCAGCAAAGACCAAAAUGAUUAUAUAGGGAAUUUUAGGAAAUUUGUGAAGCUACUAAAACCUGAAGGAUACCUGAUAUUGUUCGGUGCUUUAAAUACAACUUAUGCGAUGAUUGGGCAGGACAAGGUACAUGUGUUCAAAUAUGAUGAGAGCUUUGUAAGAAAAGUUCUCAUUGAUGAAGGGUUUAUUAUUGAUCACUGGGCAGUCCAGAAAAGAACAGCAGUGAGUGACCUUAUAGACUAUAAGGAAAUUAUAUUUAUCACAGCUCGCAGAGAGUAA